AUGCCUUCAGACAGCCCCCCGCCAACCAAAGCCGGUCUUCUCAAGUGGUGGACUCAAUUCACCCAUGCUCAGAAUCGCAAAAAAGAUUCAGACCCGAGUAGAACUGUAGAUCAGGAGGAACAUCCGGUGUUUCAAAAACCACUCAAAGAGAGUCUGAGAUAUGCAAGCGUGCAGAUUUCGACUGCAAAUGCAAAUGGCGAGCUCUACAUUUGGGGGUACAUACCUGUCGUCGUGGCGAAAUGUGGCCUUUAUCUCAAAGAAAAUGCUACAGAGGUGGAGGGGACGUUUCGUGUCAACGGUUCUACUAAGCGCAUGCGAGAUCUACAAGCCGCUUUCGAGACACCGCCACGGUACGGAAAAUCGUUGGACUGGAAAAAUGAACACUUUACAACACAUGACGUCGCAAGCGUCUUUCGUAGAUACUUAACUCAAAUGCCUGAACCCGUAAUACCACACGAUAUGUAUCACGACUUCCGGGACGUUUUGGGAAAGAAACCAUUCAACCAUGAUGAAGUGAUUGCAACGUACAAGCGUCUAAUUCAACGCAUGCCCCGCGCAAACCAAUACCUUCUUCUCUACGUAUUGGAUCUAUUAUCAGUAUUUGCACGAAAAUCAGAUAAAAAUCUUAUGACAGCCACAAAUCUCGCGGUAAUCUUUCGGCCCGGCCUUAUAUCCCAUCCUACCCAUGAAAUGUGCCCUGGGGAACAUGCGCUGAGCCAACGUGUUCUCGAAUUUCUUAUUGCGCAACAGGACUGGUUCUUACUCGACAUACCACCGCCACCACGAUCAGAGCAGAGCUCUUCGUGGAAGCCUCCACCACGGCCUCACCACGCACACACACAGGUACCAAGUGAGGAAGACUCGGAUCUUGUUGUUGUACCUAGUUCAGAUGACGAGCCCACGUCAAUUACUGGGGGCUGGAAGCUUGUCGGCCGUGACAGGCGCCGCAUUUACAGGCGCCGCACAACGCUAGAACAUACUGGUUCGCUCGACAGAACAGAAGAUGUUGAUAGUGGGCAAUUGUCGCCUGUCCUGGAGACCCCAGCAUCACGCCCUGUAAGCCAAGCUUCAGGUCCUGCAGUGAGCCGAAGUCGGACGUUGCCCUCCAAUCGAGGAAGCACGGACGACGAGAAACACCGUGCUAGGGUGCUCAGAAAACAGAAGCGAGCAUCAGCUCAGCCGCGACCUGGGGGUCAUGCAGGAGGGUAG
Messenger RNA from Suillus plorans, 1209 nucleotides. Its product is annotated as Rho GTPase activation protein. Gene Ontology annotation, molecular function: GTPase activator activity. Gene Ontology annotation, biological process: activation of GTPase activity; signal transduction; regulation of fungal-type cell wall organization. The coding region runs from base 1 to 1209 and encodes 402 amino acids. Gene Ontology annotation, cellular component: cell cortex. The transcript is spliced from 10 exons. The record is from RefSeq and is a predicted model, not a curated record. Lineage: Eukaryota; Fungi; Basidiomycota; Agaricomycetes; Boletales; Suillaceae.